This is a messenger RNA of Puntigrus tetrazona (Sumatra barb), 6970 nucleotides long. It is a transcript of the gene whrna, whose product is annotated as whirlin a. The transcript is spliced from 13 exons. Gene Ontology annotation, cellular component: stereocilium tip; photoreceptor inner segment; cilium. Lineage: Eukaryota; Metazoa; Chordata; Actinopteri; Cypriniformes; Cyprinidae. The record is from RefSeq and is a predicted model, not a curated record. Bases 761 to 3580 code for a protein of 939 amino acids. Gene Ontology annotation, molecular function: protein binding. Gene Ontology annotation, biological process: sensory perception of sound; auditory receptor cell stereocilium organization.
UCCUGGGCGCACUCAUGUGUUGUUGGUUACUAAGCAACUUACGCGAGCUACAUAAGCUGCGUCAUUUCCUGUGCAGGGACGCGUUGGAGCGAGCCAGUUCAGUCGAUCCCCUUGCUCCGACAGCUGAAGGCUAGACGACGAAGACGGUCGAUCUCCGUGCCGUUUUACUUAGUUUCUUCGCGCACUUACGAAUAACUUUCCAACCUGUUAGAUUUUUUUUGUCUGUGGAAUACACCUGGCGCACUUUCCAAGGGACUCACGCGCGUUUCAACUUUCUGAUUUGAGCGUGCCAAAGGAUAACAACUUUGUGUUUCAGUUUGAGUGCCAUAUCCUCCAAAUACGGGACAAAUGGAUUAGAACUGAACGCUGAACCCGGUGCUCUACUUUUGAAAUUAAUCAACGAGAACGCAUUCAUGUGAUUAUGGUGGUUGUAAAGCUUUGGAUUUCUGGGCAAAGAUCCUGAACUCCUUCGUAAGGGAUUCACUGUUGACGACAGAGAUAUUGGAGAAGACGCACUGGCCACUUGACCCUUUUUCGCGAGCGCAAGACGCACCGGAGCGCGCUGCUUUCUGUCGGUGUUAUUUGGAAGGUCCUCUGUGACCCGUUCGGUGUAUUAUUAAUUAUGACUGUGAACAUGAAGGCAUCGCAGUGCCAUGCGCCGCUCCGCAGACUCCUGUAGACUCGGUUCCGGUGCUACUGCAAUGCUCGCCGGACCCCUCCGCUUCCGCGUGGCUCUGUGAUCCAGGCAAAGGGCGCGAGGAUGAGCACGGACCUGGAGCGCCUGUCGCUCAACUCUUCCUCGGGCAACUCCGUGGCGUCUAGCGCGCGUACCCUUUCCGCCAACGUGAAGAAGCUUCACAACGCGCUCAACCUGCUGCUCAGCGACCUCGAGAGAGAGCAGUUCAUCCACUGCCUCAACGUGUACCACUCCAAACGCAACGUGUACGAUCUGGUCCAGACGCUUAAAGUCAUACUGAACGUCCCGAGCAAGCGUCAGCUCCUGCCCAUGCUGCGGCUGGUCAUCCCGCGCUCGGACCAGCUUCUGUUCGAUCAGUACACAUCUGAAGGGCUCUAUUUGAAAUCCGACGUUCUUGCGCGCAAUGGUGACCCAGACGGUUCCCACGAGGCUGCUAAUUCGAGUCCAGCACACGGGGCUCACUUCUCGCCUCCUUCCGCGUCUCAAGCCGCUCUGCGCGGUUCUCCUGACACUAUCAGCACCAGCAGCGAUGGGACAGCGACUCUUAUUCCAUUGCUGGGGAGAAAUUUCUUACCGGAGCCCCCAGGAGAGAUCCGACAGGUGACCCUCAAGCGUCACAAGAGCAACGAGGGUUUGGGAUUUAGCAUCCGCGGAGGAUCCGAGCAUGGAGUUGGGAUCUAUGUGUCACUGGUAGAACCGGGAUCACUGGCUGAGAAGGAGGGCUUGAGAAUUGGAGAUCAGAUAAUGAAAGUUAAUGAUAAAGUGUUCGACCGGGUCACGCACGCAGAGGCAGUUAAGGUGCUGAAGGGCAGCAAAAAGCUCUCCAUGUCGGUGCGUUCUGUGGGACGGAUCCCAGGCGGUUAUGUUACAAAUCACGUGUACACCUGGGUGGAUCCGCAGGGACGCAGUGUGUCCCCACCCCCUGACCUGCUGGCAGAGCAUCGCAGUGCCACCCUGCGCAGGUCCAACAGUCAGGGCCGCAGCCACAUGCAGCUUCUGCAGGACGGCGAUGAAAAGAAGGUAAAUUUGGUUCUGGAUGAUGGCCGUUCUCUAGGUCUCAUGAUUCGCGGAGGAGCUGAAUAUUCUUUAGGUAUCUACAUCACAGGUGUGGACAGAGGCUCUGCAGCAGAGUGUGGAGGAAUCAAGGUCGGCGAUCAGAUCCUGGAGGUUAAUGGCCGGAGUUUCCUCGGCAUCCCACACGAUGAGGCCGUACGAGUGCUGAAGUCUUCACACCACCUGAUGAUGACGGUGAAGGAUGUCGGGCGACUGCCGCAUGCCCGAACCGUAGUGGGCGAGACAAAGUGGAUCACAAGCUCACAGAUAACAGACAGCUCGGCCAGCAGCAGUGUCACAGGCCUCUCUCUGGACCAGGGGGCAUCAGCAUCAACAAAGGGCGGCUUUUAUAAAGGUGUGGCGGGAUCUCAGGUGACUCUAUCCAGUCUGGUGAACCAGAGCAGGGCCAUGCUGGAGGAACAGGCCAGACAUCUGCUGACCGAACAGGAAAGGCAGACCAUGGGUUACUACAUCCAGGAGUAUCGCGAUGGUCACAUCGGUGUUGAGCAGCUGGUCAUGGCCCUCUUUGAGCUGUUCAAUACACAUGCCAAGUUCUCUCUGCUGUCAGAGGUGAGGGGGCUCGUGACCCCUCAGGAUGUGGAGAGAUUUGACGGCCUGGUUCUGAGACGAGAGAUCGAGGCGCUGAAGGCGAGGCAAGGUGGCGGAACUGGGUUUCAAGACUCCUUCUCCAUGGUCUCGUACCCUGAUACGCUCGCUUCCUCCUCAGCCAGCUUUGUGACCAACACCACCCUCAGCUCCGCACGGAACGAUGGUGUUGCAGAGAACAACGGGGAACAGUCUCUGGAGCGUAGCAAUGCCCUGCCAGACAUCUCUCUGGAUGAGGUUCAUUCCACCUCAGAUUCCCCUCCUUCCUUUAAACCUCCUCCUCCCCCAGGGCUUCAGCGCCGGCCCAGUCGAAAAGCCACGCUUAGCAAACGUGCCUCUUCCAGCUCUUCCCAAUCUGGCUUGUACUUCACCGCCCCUUCUCGUUCCCAUACCAAACAUGCAAAAGCACCCAAACCUCACACGUCUCCUCCUGACACCCUCAAGAUAGACGUCCCAGCACAUCAGCUCGCAGUUGUAAGCCAGCAUCCUAUUGGACCGUUCCCCCGGGUCCAGUCUCCUAGUAAGGUGAAGACUGCUGUCCAAUCCUCAUCUCUGGUUCCUCCACCUGCCCCUAACGUACCUGCACCACCUGGGCCGCCGCCGCCGCCUCCUCCUCCUCCUCCUCUCCCCCCUUGCCCAGAUAAGCCCGCCCCUUCUUCUCCAGCAACCAAUCAGCAUUUUGUCAUGGUGGAGGUGCACAGGCCCAACGCAGAGCCUGAUGUGAACGAGGUCCGGCCACUGCCACAGGCUCGAGGAGGGACAUUAUCCCAGCUGUCAGACAGCGGACAGACCCUUAGCGAAGACAGCGGCGUGGACAUUGCUGAAUCUGGGCGUCUCAGUAAGGAUAGCAGCCCACGUCCUGCCCGCACAAGAGCCCCGCGGGAUGGGCACAGAGGAGGAGAAACAUCUGCCAAACCGCCGGGUCUGUUGGAGCCUAUGUCCACUCUAGUGAGAGUGGCAAAAAGCGCCAGUACUCUAGGCAUCGCAAUAGAAGGCGGGGCAAACACACGUCAGCCCCUCCCACGCAUCGUUACCAUACAGAGAGGCGGUUCGGCUCAUAACUGUGGACAGUUGAAGGUGGGUCAGGUGAUCCUAGAAGUGAAUGGAGUGUCUCUCAGAGGAAAAGAACAUCGGGAAGCCGCACGUCUCAUCGCGGAGGCCUUUAAAACCAAAGAGAAGGACUACAUUGACUUCUUGAUCACAGAGUUCAAUGUGGCUCUAUAGGACCGUGCGAGUCCCAUUGUGCUGGGACACUGGGACGGAUCACAACAUGUCUUGCCAUGAUUAACCCCCAGAAUCCUGUUACAUGGUAGACUUCAUCUCAUCCUCUUCUGUGAUGUUUUGAAACCAGUCAAUGUUUGAAAGGCCAUCCUGUGUGAACCAACCCCACAUUGACCUUUCCGACGGCAAAUGCCAGGAUUGAGCAAAAGUUCAGUCUGUUCUGGCCGGUUUGUUUUAGAAGACGGGACCAUCUUUUCAGUUGGCUUAUUCUUUAUGAGUUUCUAUAAUGAAAUUUGGUCGUCUGACUGCAAGAAACUCUCAAUCCGAGCUUGGAUGUGUGUCGUGUUUUUGAUAUACGAUACUGUCAUGGAGUCUAGGCCCAGCAUCUUGUCCUCGUGUGAGAGUUUGUGUGAACGUGUCAUGGGAAUCAUCGUUGUUGUUUUUUAAAAGUCAUAGCUAUUUUAUAAGAAAUAUGUAAAAAAUGUGUUUAAAAUAUAUAUUUAAAGUUUAAGGUGCACAUAACUACUGAGUAAAUAGUGAUUAACCCCAUAGAGAUUCGAGCUGAAGUGCUUCUCACUACAGAUUUCUGUGAGCAGAACUGCUGAAACAUCUGUCAUCUGCCUUUUUUUAAUCUAGUCAGCCGGUUUUUGAUUAUUGUUUGUGCUGUUUUGCAGGCGGGGGGGGGUGUUGUAUAAUACGGUAAUUACUAAACCAUGGCAAUCAGUCAUUAGGACAAAAAUUCUGGAGUCCUGAGAGACAGCUACUGUGUUCAAAUAUCUAGUGAGCUGCCUGCGUAUACAGCAUUUUAAAAUACACACUUGCGAUUUUAAAAUCCUGUGUUUUGGCCAGAUUUUAUGGAAGAAACACACACAAGUCUCUUAUGAUCCCAAAAGCUGCCUUUAUUAGACCAAAAUACAGUAAAAACAUAAUAAACUGAAAAAUAAUCAUAAUUUAUACACACACAAUUAUUACAAUUUAAAUAUUUUUUUAUAGUUUUAAUAGGUAUUUUAUUCCUUUGACGCAAAAAUAUCAGCUACAGCCAGUGGCACAUCAUCACGAGGAACAUGUAUUAUUAGUAAAGUGGGUUUUUUUAUGGAAACCACAAUCCAUUGUUUCAGAGUUCUGAAAAAGCGUUUAUGGCUAUUACUGACAAAUUAUUUUAAAUGCAUGCAAAAUAUUCUGUUUAAGUAUCAUGUAAUUAUAUAAAAUAAUCAUAUAAUUUAUAUAAUAUAUAUAUAUAUAUUACAUGAUGUGUAUACUGAAUAUUAAGCAUGCGUUUCAGAAAAAUGUAUCUUUUUACCUUGAGGGCAAUCUAGUGGGCAAACCAAGAAAAUUUUGAUUUUUAAAAUUCAGUACUGAAAAAACUGAUGUUUCCUACAUAGGCUGAAGAUAGCAAGGCAGCUCACUAGGUUUUGGGAAGUCUUUGAAGGCAUGCUGGCAUGGUGAAGAUUCUCGGAAAGGAAAAUCAUUCUCCAAUUUAUUUAGGUGGAGCGAGAAAAUGAGAAGACCCUUUAUCCAGUUAUGAGUGGUGAAGCAGGAACUUGACAUUGCAAUCAGAGACGAGCAGCCAUUGAAACUAAUGAAAAGUUUAGCUCUUCAACGAGGGAUCUGAUUGAUGCACUGAAAAAAAGAAGCAUUCAGACUGGGAAGAGGUGGCAACACAUAGCAACAGUGUGUCAGUCAUGUUAUAUAAGCGGGAACAAGUGGGAGAGGAAAUUGAGAAAUGGUGUUAUUGUAAUGUGUGUGAGUCUGUCUGUCUUUGAAUGCAGAGGCAGAGUGUGAAACAGUCCCACAGAGCCAAGAUAUGUGUGUGUGAGAGAGAGCGAGUGAAAACUACCUGAAGCUUUGAAAUAUUGACUAGUGCAAGCACAGGACUGCUCAUUUCCACCUGCCCAGCCUCUCUAAUGCGACAGCCAUCUUAAGCCCACUUAGAUCACAUAUGCCACCAUCUUCACUCCUCUACAGUGUGUUGCUUGUUAGACUCAGAUAUUUGAACAGUGUAUAUAUAGUAUAUCUAUAUAUUUUAAGUAAAUUCUUUGUAUAAAAAAAAAAAAGUUGAAAAUAUCAUUCUGAAAUCAUUUCAUCUGUAUAGCUGAGGUGCUCAGAUGGAAGACAGGCAAGACUGAAUGAAGUUUUAUAGAUGCAAAACAUGAUUUUCUUACUUUUCUUCGCAUUUGUCUUGUUUUGUAGUAAAACAAAACUAUAAAUAAAAGCACACACGCACACACACACACACACACACACACACACACACACACACAUAUAUAUAUAUAUAUAUAUAUACUAUAUACUUAAAUCCUAAAAUGAAAGUUUGCUGACAAUUUAUUGUUUUAAGAUGUAAUUGAGUUUAGUUUUCUGGACACUCACAAUGAAUGGGUGCCAUCUGAAUUAGUCCGAAAAGCUAAUAAAAACAUAUUAACCCACAAGUUAUCCAAAUCACUCCAGUCCAUCUAGUCAAGUGAGAGUUUGUGUUCUUGAAAAAAAUAAUAAUAUUAAUACAAAGAGACAACAAGAUUAUUUUUCUUACCCCAUUGGAAUACAAUAACCUUUUAGAAAACAAGACAUAUCUUAAGUUGUUUUGCUUCUCAAAUAAGUAUAUAUUUGUACUAGAAAACAAGACAAAAACACUGUGUAAGAAAAUCAUUUUUUUGCUGUAAAUGCAAUGGAUUUGCUGCUCCAGAUCCACGAUUUUAUCACUUGUUUGUUUGUUUUAUCCUUGUCUCUUUUACUACCUGCAGUCGUAUAUUUGUGCUUUCAUCAGUCAUCUGAAUGCAGUAAAGCAUUUAUCCAGUCAAAUUUAUCCCCUGAAAUCUCCGUUCUGCACACACCUGUCUGACAGCAUUAGGAAUGAUAUGUACUCUUUUGUCAAAGCUUUGCUUCAUUGCUCGUCCCACGGAUGCAGAACGGCAAAGUCCUGAAUGCACAAAGGUAUCAGUAUGAAAGGCUUCCGAGGAGAGAGAGAGAGAGGGGUCUUUGCACCAGCAUCUCAUCCCAAUGAUGCAGCUCUUCAAAUGGAGAUCAGUUCUCCGUAGCACACGUGUGGAGACGCAGAACUGUUGUGUUUUCAUUGGUGGACAGGAAUACAGAUCAAAGAACAAAGCCGUGUCUGACCGUACCGACCUUCAAAUGUGCAUGAACACAUGGCCACUCACAGGUCCCCAAACACACAGACCGCGUGUUCAGGAUUCAUCCUCGAAGUCUUCAGUUUAAUGCUCUUAUUUGUAAAUUGCCAAUCUCAGAAGGUCAAAGUAAUGGUUUAAUUUUCAUUUUCGAUAUCCGUGAGGUUUGCAGUGUUUGUGACCUUGUUAACAAAAUGUGGAAAAUGCAAAUAAAACAAAUAUUAGAUGAAAAUAUUAAACUUCACAACUUCAAAAAAUUAGAAAUGCUGCCUUG